This is a messenger RNA of Synchiropus splendidus (mandarinfish), 2816 nucleotides long. RefSeq names its product luteinizing hormone/choriogonadotropin receptor (gene lhcgr). The record is from RefSeq and is a predicted model, not a curated record. Lineage: Eukaryota; Metazoa; Chordata; Actinopteri; Syngnathiformes; Callionymidae. Bases 127 to 2187 code for a protein of 686 amino acids. Gene Ontology annotation, molecular function: follicle-stimulating hormone receptor activity; thyroid-stimulating hormone receptor activity. Gene Ontology annotation, cellular component: membrane. The transcript is spliced from 11 exons. Gene Ontology annotation, biological process: follicle-stimulating hormone signaling pathway; male gonad development.
CUGACGUGAGCAGACUGAACUGAACUUUAUUUUGUCUUUGUUCUGGAACAUCUAAGUGCUUUUGCCACGUUAUUUUAGACUUUUUUUUUUUUUUUCAAAUCAUCAUCUGGCUGGCCCUGGUGACUCAUGGCUGCCUGGGCGGUCUGGCUCCUGCUCUCUCUGACCGGUGCUGUGAACGUGGGCUCAUGCUGGGGCUACUCCUGUCAGCCCAUCUGCCGCUGCAGCGCAGACACUUUCCAGUGCAGCAGGGACACUCAGCUGGCCUCCAGGGCAUCCAUGACCCAACUAAGAUUCUUUCAUCUACCCUUGAAACAAGUUCCCAGUUAUGCCUUCAAAGAGCUGAUCAACAUAACCAGAAUUGAGAUCUCCCUGAGCAACUGCAUCACCGAGAUCCGUAAGAACGCCAUCUUCUCCGUCCACAGCCUGGUGGAAAUUUCUGUGCAGAAGAUAAACACCCUGACAAGGAUUGAAAAAGGUGCCUUCACUGACCUGCCCAGACUUCAGUACUUGAGCAUUUCAAAUACCGGGCUGACACAGUUCCCAGACUUCACCACUGUCUCCUCCUUGGUCCCAACCAUCGUCCUAGACAUGGCAGACAACAUUAAGAUCGACAGGAUUCCGGCCAACUCUUUCCAGGGAAUCACAAAGCAGCAUGUUGAAAUGAGCUUGAUAAGAAACGGGUUCAAGGAAAUCGAACCUCGGGCAUUCAACGGAAUCAAGCUCAGAACUCUGAUUUUGAGAGACAACAAAUAUCUGCACUACAUUGAUGAAGACGCUUUUGAAGGUUCUUCAGGUCUAAGUGCCCUGGAGGUUUCUUCCACCGCUCUGAGCUCCCUCCCGCCUAAAGGUCUCCAGCAGGUGAGGACCUUGAAAGCCACCGCUGCUUUCGCCCUGAAGAGCCUCCCGUCGCUGGAUAACUUGGCUGAACUGCUUGAAGCGGAGCUCACGUACUCGAGCCACUGCUGUGCCUUCAAGAUGUGGCAACGGAAAAACAGAGAAAGCGUGUCGAAGAACAUGACAACGAUGUGUGAUUUCAGCAACGCAGAAAUAGAGCCCACCUCCGGCGACAUCAACGAGAUUAACUUCCACUACCCGGAUCUGGACUGCUUUAACAACAGCCCCUUUGUCAAUUGCACCCCAAAACCUGACGACUUUAACCCCUGCGAGGACCUGCUGGGGUUUGCUUUCCUGCGCUGCCUGGCCUGGAUCAUCGCAGUGUUUGCGGUCACUGGAAACCUUGCCGUUCUGCUCAUUCUCCUCAUCAGUCACCGCAAACUGACCGUCUCACGCUUCCUCAUGUGUAACCUGGCCAUAGCUGACCUGUGUAUGGGACUCUAUCUGACGCUUAUUGCCUGUAUGGACUUCUACUCCCGGCGGGAGUACUACAACCAUGCGACUGACUGGCAGAACGGGCCGGGAUGCGGCGCUGCAGGCUUUCUGACCGUGUUUGCCAGUGAGUUAUCCGUGUACACUCUGACCGUGAUCAGCCUGGAGCGAUGGCACACCAUCACUAAUGCCAUGCACGUGAACAAAAGGCUGCGGCUCCACCACGCCACGGUGAUGAUGGCAGCGGGCUGGGGCUUCUCUCUGCUGGUCGCUCUGCUCCCUCUGGUGGGGGUCAGUAGCUACAGCAAGGUGAGCAUCUGCCUGCCCAUGGACAUCGACUCCCUUCCCUCCCAGCUCUAUGUGAUCACCAUUCUUCUCCUUAACAUCGUGGCCUUCCUGGUCGUCUGCUAUUGCUACAUCUGCAUCUACCUGAGCGUCCACAAGCCGGAGCACUCGGCCCGUCACGGAGACACCAAAAUAGCCAAGCGGAUGGCCGUGCUCAUCUUCACCGACUUCAUUUGCAUGGCUCCGAUCUCAUUUUUCGCCAUCUCAGCCGCCCUCAGGAUGCCCCUCAUCACCGUGUCCCACUCGAAAAUCCUCCUCAUCCUCUUCUAUCCCAUCAACUCUCUGUGCAACCCCUUCCUGUACACCAUCUUCACCCGCAGUUUCAGGCAAGACGUCUGUCUGCUGCUGAGCCGCUGCGGCUGCUGCCCCGCCGCGGCCGACUUCUACAGGUCACAAACUCUGGCGUCGCACUUCACCUGCAGCCAGCAACCACAGAGCAAGUGGACUAGCUCGCUCAGCUUCUACGCUUUUCACAAAAAAAUGAAGGGCUGCUUCCUGAACAAGGGGGCCACAUGAUCUGGAACUCUCUGGGAAAGUCUCUGUCAACUCAAGGAUUUCAAGUUCUAGAUCUGAAUUUUAUCUUAGAUGCCUGUUGUGACCAGUGAAACUGGACUGGCACCCCUGUAGAUGCUUUCUUAGAUAUGUUUGGACCCUAGAAAGACUGAGCAAAUCCUCCACUAUGAAUUCAGCAUUUCAUGUUUCUGAGAAUCAAUCGAGUCACGUGUGUACAUGAUCAGCUUCGACGCAGCUUUCUUUGGUGUACAUUUGGACAGACGCUGGAAUGGACAACUUCGGCUGCCAACGCUGCUUCAACAAGCUGAUCAUGCAGAUACUUGCGGCACAGGUUCCUGGAUCUCUCACCAGUUGCUGUGGAUUUUUGACCUCUCUUGUUGUCCCUUUGCUUUGAGAGACGGCAUCUGCUGAAGCAGCUCUGUCGUCACGGUCGCGUCGUCACGGUUGAAUGUCAAGGAUGUUAUUUUUCCUCAAGGACAAUCUACUAUUAAAUCUUUUCGACAUGAUUGACCUUGUGCUCAUGUUGUUUCAGCAGCGAUUUUGGGAUGAAUAAAAAUGGUAUCAUCAAGAGAAUUGGCGUCAAUCCCCAAAUCCUUUUGCAAAAGGGAGGACGGUUUGCCUUUAAAUGUUAU